AUGCCCGACCCUGUCGUCGGUUGGAUCGGUGGAGGGAUCGCAGAAAGAGAUAGUGUGGUCGUUCGUCAAAGACGCAACGAAACGCGCGGACACGCGUUAUCUUCGGUGUAAGCACGCCGAGCAAUCGAAUCUGAUCUCCAUUACACGUACCGCGGCGAGAAUCGUUAAAAAAUCUGAGCAAUGACAAUCGCGGAGACCACAGAAUUGAAGAUGAAUUCUACGGGGAUUUCCAAUACCGUGGACGGGAUCCUGAAUCCGUUGAACAACAGGGAUCCGCAACAACUGGAACAGAUCUCCAAUUCUAGCAUGGAGGCAAACCCCCUACUGGAGUCCAAUCGAGUUGAUCAUUCAUCGGUGAAAAUUGACACUUCUACCAUGAAAUCGAAGAAAAUGGACAAGGAGGAGGAUGAUUGGGCGUCGAUGAACACCUCAAGAAGAGAUCCAGAAGUGAAUGAUUGUAACGCGAUCGUUCCACCUGAUGGCGGUCUCAGAGCUUGGAUGAUUAUGAUAGGCAGUUUCGUUAUUAAUGGUGUUCUAUUCAGCGUCAUAAACACGUAUUCGUUGAUCUAUCUAGAGUUGCAGAAGAGAUUGUUGGAUUCUGGAGAAACGGCAGCCUCUUCGAAGGCGGCGUUGGUAGGGUCAUUAACCAUUGGUACAACAUUCUUUCUAUCGCCAAUUUCUGGCAUUCUCACCGAUAAAAUUGGGAUUCAGAUGACCACAUUUUUGGGUGGUGCUCUUGCAUCCAGUGGUAUGCUUUUAUCCUCGAUAUUUUCUAGUAAGGUGACAUUACUCUAUUUGACCUACGGAGUGAUGUACGGUCUCGGUGCGAGUCUUGCCUACACGCCUAGCCUAGCGAUCUUGGGCCAUUAUUUUAAGAGAUACUUGGGCUUGGUCAAUGGGAUCGUCACGGCUGGAAGCUCCAUAUUUACGAUCCUUAUGCCGUACCUGAUUGAGGUCAUACUCCGCCGUUUCGGUUUGGAGGGCACGUUGAGGUUCUUAGCUAUGCUCACGGCGAUCGUCAUGCCUUGCGCUAUACUUUUCAAGCCGAUUCCACUUAACUCGAUGCCAAAGGAUCAACUAAAAUCCAAAUCGAGCCUCAAAAACUGUGUCAAGCAAGUGAUAAACGUCUCGAUAUGGAGGAAAAAACGUUACAUAGUGUGGGCUAGCUCCAUUCCCCUCGCUUUGUUCGGAUAUUUCGUCCCGUAUGUUCACAUAGGGAAAUUCGUGGAGAUGGUGUUCAAGGACGCGGAUGGAAAGCUUCCGAUCAUGUGCAUCGGUAUCACUUCCGGUAUUGGUCGAUUGCUCUUCGGUUAUAUCGCUGAUUUGCCGAGGGUAAACAGAAUAUUGUUGCAACAGAUAUCGUUUUUUAGCAUUGGUGCUCUUACAAUGCUUCUCCCUGUUACACCUUCGUUUGUAAUAUUGCUACUUAUUUCUUUGGCUAUGGGAUUAUUCGAUGGUUGCUUUAUAUCCCUUUUGGGCCCUAUUGCAUUCGAUAUAUGCGGUCGAGAAGGUGCGACACAAGCUAUAGGAUUUCUAUUAGGCAUGUGUUCUAUACCUUUGACUGUGGGGCCACCCAUAGCUGGCUUUCUAUAUGAUCAUACAGGUACCUAUGAUCUGCCUUUUUUCUUAGCUGGUAUUCCACCAAUAGCAGGGGCGCUUACGAUGUUCCUGAUAAAAUUUGUAAAGGAUGAAGAACAGAAUAGCGUUACCGCGAACACAGGGGAUAAAGCUGCUUGUCAGAAUGGUCGGUAAACAGGGUGCUCCAGUAUCACCUUUCUGUCUUCGUAUCUUGUCACUGGUCUCAAAUACGAGCAAUUAAACUGGAAGGUGACGUGUCCAGGCGUGCACGAUCCCCACUCGUCGAAAUGUUGCGGAUAUCACGAAAGCAACACUUGCCAGGAACACGAGAACGAGUGUCAGGAUCGUUGUGAACACUCAGAAAGCCUGCCAUUACUCCACGGUGAGGAUUGGUCAGCUUCUGGCCGCUUUCAACGGAUGCUUCAAUCGUCGAUGCUUCUGAAUUAAUUAAAUCAAGGAUAAAUGCGCCAUUUCUGAAGUCACUGAUCGAUUCCAUUU
Apis florea (little honeybee) is the source of this 2076-nucleotide messenger RNA. It is a transcript of the gene kar, whose product is annotated as monocarboxylate transporter 10-like protein kar. The record is from RefSeq and is a predicted model, not a curated record. NCBI's taxonomy places the organism in Eukaryota, Metazoa, Arthropoda, Insecta, Hymenoptera, Apidae. Gene Ontology annotation, biological process: transmembrane transport. Gene Ontology annotation, molecular function: transmembrane transporter activity.